UGAACAAGUGCUAAUUGCCGAGAUGUGCGAUGCACACACAGAGCCAUCAUGUUGAUACGAUCGCAAAGCCGGGUAACGUCAGCAUCCCAGAGACCCUCCUCCAAGUCGGAUUAGAGAGAAGAGGCUCAACGGUGCCGAGCAGCAGGGGCCGGAGGAGGCAGCCGGAGCCGCUCGCCAGGGGACCUUGGGAGCGGGGAGUAGCCCUGUCGGAAACUUCUUCAUUGUUUGUGGAAUCUCAGUCAAUGAAAAGAGUCUGAACUCCGACACAAAGAAAGGCACUAAUUAAACGCUGCCACGCUUCUGCUCCAGCAGGGAAAAGCAGGCACUGUGCAAGAGAAACAGCAGCCAUCCCUGGAGUCCUCCGAGGGCUGUGAAUCGCCGACCAGGCACAAAGCUUCAUCUCUGCCCUCCCUGUUCCUGCCAGCCCUGGGAAGAACUCUUGCUGCAGACAGUUGAACUGGGGCCACUUGACUUCCCCAGCAAAGAAAAGCCACAGCUCACCGGGAUGCUCUCAGAGAGAUGAGUUCCAUGACUAACACAGGGAGUUAUAAUUCUCAUUUGCUUUUUUUCAUGGAGCCUUAUGUGUCUUUCAAUCAUUUCCCCCCCCCCCACAAUCGCUUCAAAAUCUAAAUUCCCCAAUGGCAUGGGACAAGAGAGGUAAGUUUGAUGGUCCAUGCUGCCUCACAAGCCACUCUUUGGAAAUAACCCACUUCUAAAUGAGAUAGCAGCUGCUUCUCAAACAGAAAAAAGGCGCUGUCUCCUGGGCUAGCAGGGCUUUCAAUCAUAUCCGUGGGCAGUCUGUGACCAGCAGGCAUGGGAAACAGCUCUCUCUGGGAUGAUCUGAACAGCACCUGCAGCAACGCAGGUAACAGCUGCUACCUGCACAACAGCAUGAGGUUCAACUUAACAUUCCAAGAGCAGGCAGCUGAUUUCUACAUUGUCCUGCCUGUCAUUUACUCUGUGAUCUGUGCUGUUGGGCUCACAGGCAACACUGCUGUCAUCUAUGUGAUCCUCAAGGCCCCCAAGAUGAAGACUGUGACAAACAUGUUCAUCCUGAACCUUGCUAUAGCUGAUGACUUGUUCACACUUGUCUUGCCCAUUAAUAUUGCUGAACACCUCCUCCACUACUGGCCCUUUGGAGAAGUCCUCUGCAAGGUCAUCUUGUCCAUAGACCACUAUAAUAUCUUCUCCAGCAUUUAUUUCCUAACAGUGAUGAGCAUAGACAGGUAUCUGGUAGUACUGGCCACGGUCAGGUCCAAGAGGAUGCCACAUCGUACAUACCGAGCAGCCAGGAUUGUCAGUUUGUGCAUCUGGAUCCUAGUCACCAUCAUAGUUCUCCCUUUCAUCAUCUUUGCCAAUGUCUACAUAGAUGACCUGGAGAUCAAGAGUUGCGGUCUCAACUUCCCCAAGCCUGAAAGGUUUUGGUUCAAGGCCAGCAGGAUCUAUACCCUCAUCCUUGGCUUUGCAAUUCCAGUAUCCACCAUCUGCAUCCUUUACACCAUGAUGCUCUACAAGCUAAGGAACAUGCACUUGAACUCUAAUGCUAAAGCCCUGGACAAAGCCAAGAAGAAAGUCACUAUUAUGGUCUUCAUAGUCCUGGCUGUGUGUCUCUUCUGUUGGACCCCCUUUCACUUGGCCACCAUCGUGGCUUUGACCUCUGACUUGCCCCAGACCUCCAUGGUCAUUGGUAUAUCCUACUUCAUCACCAGCCUAAGCUAUGCCAACUCAUGCUUGAAUCCUUUCUUGUAUGCUUUCCUGGAUGACAGUUUUCGGAAAAGUUUCCGGAAGAUGCUGGAAUGCAGAACUUCUUGAACAGUGGUUUGGGGCUCACAGAUCUCUCCCAUGGCUUUGCAGGGGCAACUUUGCAGACUGAAGGGGUGGCUCAUGAAUGUACAAUGUUUGUUCUUUCAUUCACACGUAAUGUGUGUGUCCAUUUAUCAUUAUCAUUCACAUGGUUUGUCCUGCUUACUCGCCAGUCCUGCAUUUUCCCUCUGCACCUCCCAACUUCUCAAAGUUGCUUUUCUAUAUUCUUGCUUUUAAUCACACACCCUGAAGCAUUAGGACAGAAAACUUCCUUUCCAGAGGUAUAUUUCUACUACAUAGUGGUCCUUUAUUGCCCUCUGCUGUACAGCACAGAGAUACUGGGGACCAGCUUUCAGAUUAAUGUAACGCUUGGUUCUUAAUAGCUGUGUUAUUUGGAGGAUUGGUUCAUGGAGCAGAGCUAACAAGCACUUUCAAGGACACAUCAACAAAAGACAGAGGAUGAAAGAUGAGUAUUUGCAAGAGAAAAUGAACCAUUUUCACAUCCAUGUACGUGCAUAUGUGUGUUAUGGCUUUGGGUUGGUUUUUUUUGAUUUUGAGAUGUCUGCUUUCCACCCCCACCUCAAACUCCCUCUUUCCUGAGCUGUUAACACAAGUUAAAUUUAAACCAAAAGCAAGAUCUGCAUCUCAAAAAUAGUGUUAAACAACACACCAUCCAAAUAUUAUGGCAACUGUGGGAAUUUGUGUUAGAAAUUAUUUUUAACUAAUUGUUCCUGUUGUCAAAUAUAUACUUACUGAAGAGUGAUUAAUGAA
Molecule: messenger RNA, 2574 nt
Organism: Chroicocephalus ridibundus (black-headed gull)
Lineage: Eukaryota; Metazoa; Chordata; Aves; Charadriiformes; Laridae
Gene: NPBWR2
Product: neuropeptides B and W receptor 2
Exons: 2
Coding region: 814-1812 (332 amino acids)
Biological process (GO): neuropeptide signaling pathway
Cellular component (GO): neuron projection; plasma membrane
Molecular function (GO): neuropeptide binding; neuropeptide receptor activity
Source: RefSeq, a predicted model, not a curated record